This is a messenger RNA of Antechinus flavipes (yellow-footed antechinus), 663 nucleotides long. Its product is annotated as cilia- and flagella-associated protein 298-like. Gene Ontology annotation, biological process: regulation of cilium movement. The transcript is spliced from 2 exons. The record is from RefSeq and is a predicted model, not a curated record. Lineage: Eukaryota; Metazoa; Chordata; Mammalia; Dasyuromorphia; Dasyuridae. Bases 1 to 663 code for a protein of 220 amino acids.
AUGAAGACUACCUUGCAGGUCACCAGAAUCUACAAUGGGAGGCUCAAGGUGGAUCGCAUCUGUUCAGAAAUGGAAGAACUCGCAGAACAUGGCAUAUUUCUGCCUCCUAAUAUGCAAGGUCUAACAGAUGAACAAAUUGAAGAACUGAAAUUAAAAGAUGAAUGGGCUGAAAAAUGUGUACCAAGUGGGGGCUCAGUGUUUAAGAAGGAUGAAAUUGGACGAAGAAAUGGCCAUGCUCCAAAUGAAAAAAUGAAGCAAGUUUUGAAGAAGACUGUAGAAGAAGCUAAGGCAUUAAUAUCUAAGAAACAAGUACAAGCUAACGUAUGUGUUACUAUGGAGAUGGUGAAAGAUGCACUGGACCAACUUCGAGGAGCUGUAAUGAUUGUUUAUCCAAUGGGUUUGCCACCAUAUGAUCCAAUUAGAAUGGAGUUUGAGAAUAAAGAAGAUUUAUCAGGGAUUCAGGCUGGGCUUCAGAUCAUUGAUGAAUCGGAAGCACAAAUGUGGUGGGCAGCAAAGGAGUUAAAAAGAACUCAGAAACUUUCAGACUAUGUGGGGAAAAAUGAGAAAACUAAAAUCAUUGUCAAGCUUCAGCAAAAAGGUCAAGGAGCUCCAGCCCGCUCCAGUCUUCAUGUCAUUCCGAUCAUAGAGUUAUUACCUCAAUAA